AUGAGUCUGGUACAAGAUUCCAUUCGAGCAAGUUCCAUGUUUUUCUAUGGCACUUUGUCACAGGAUUCUUCCAUUCAAGCAGAAGCGUGCAAAUGGUACUCAAGGGCUCUACGGGGCUUACAUGGCCUACUAUCACAAGCCUCUUCCCACUUCACUGGUGAUGUGAUAUGUGCUACUGUAAUGCUUAUCCACUUCGAGCAUCUCGCUGGUACAUCCGGAGACGCCUGGGUUCAGCAUGUCAAGGGUGCAUCGAAGAUGCUUGAGGCAGGUGGGCCCGAAAGUUGCCGCAACGGGUUUUUGCACCAGCUUUUUCGUCAUCUCAGACUUCUAACAUUUGUUGCCUCAAUAUAUCGCAAUGAGCAGCACGCCUUUGCGUUACCUGAAUGGACAAAUAUACCUUUUCAGAUACAUCCAAAAACUGCAUUUGACGAGCUUAUCGAUAUCCUAUUCCGAUUACUCCCGUGCCUUUCAGUCGCAGACAAGAUUAUAACAGCAACAACCAAUACGGAUGAUUGGUUGCGGGGAAGGCUCAACACCAUGGUACUGGACAUCAUAUUCCAACUCUACAAAUGGUGGUCGCAAUGUAUCUCCAUGCUGAGUCCAGUUGAAGCACCUGCAGACGAAUGGAUGAACGCCAACAAAAAGCAUACAAAUGAGGACCCAUACGACCCCAGUCAUUUCCCCCUGCUCUAUCACACAGAUAUGCCUACAGCUGCUCUGGGCUCGGUGUAUGACUCGGCAAAUCUGAUAGCCCUUCGGCUUCUUUUCCUGUCAUCAACAUGUGCCUAUCUAUACGAGGAACGCAUCCAGCGACAUGCGCAGUCAAUCUUAUCAGCCAAAGAAUUCAUUGCAGCAGUUCCCGGCCCAUCUUCUGGUCGAUUAUGA
Penicillium arizonense is the source of this 885-nucleotide messenger RNA. RefSeq lists its product as uncharacterized. The transcript is spliced from 3 exons. NCBI's taxonomy places the organism in Eukaryota, Fungi, Ascomycota, Eurotiomycetes, Eurotiales, Aspergillaceae. The record is from RefSeq and is a predicted model, not a curated record. The coding region runs from base 1 to 885 and encodes 294 amino acids.